Messenger RNA from Lindgomyces ingoldianus, 4157 nucleotides. RefSeq names its product WD40 repeat-like protein. Gene Ontology annotation, cellular component: nucleus; cytoplasm. The coding region runs from base 498 to 3731 and encodes 1077 amino acids. Gene Ontology annotation, molecular function: ubiquitin binding. Gene Ontology annotation, biological process: ubiquitin recycling; proteasome-mediated ubiquitin-dependent protein catabolic process. Lineage: Eukaryota; Fungi; Ascomycota; Dothideomycetes; Pleosporales; Lindgomycetaceae. The transcript is spliced from 3 exons. The record is from RefSeq and is a predicted model, not a curated record.
AGUGCUUCCCCACCAACACCACCUCACUAACCUGCCCUUACUCCCCGACAGCACAGGACGCCUCGACGACGCUCCCCUCUCUGGUUCGACUGCGUGUUUGUAGGCGUGCGGCGUAGACUCCACUCCACGGCCUGUAUUUUUGCCUCUCUCGUUUUCACUUGCACCUUCUCCUAAUCUCGCUGUUCGCCGUCGGUGACUGCCCGAGGCCCUCGAUCACACCGCCCACCACCUGCACCCGACUUCCCUUCCGGCUACCUUGUAGCAGGGUUUGGUCCAGCUCAUGGUUGUCUGAGUUCGUGUAGCUCUUCCCACGCCCCCCUCCGCCGUGCCAUCCUUGCGUGUCCUGGCCCCAGGACCUCCUCCCUUUACACCUUUUCAGUGGAUGCUUCACUUGGUCCGCUGGCAGUGAACUGGUUCACGAGUCAACUUCAGCAGCUGCGUCUGUGGCAGAGGCCCAACCCCGCUGUGCGUUUACUCCAACGACACGGUGGUGCAAGAUGGCCUCGGUCCCACCAGCCAACAGCUGCGACCCCGGAUCAAAGACCGUGCAACAGCAAGUCAUGGAUCCCUACAGCACCUUUGGACAGCUUUCCUUCGCCAAAGCCACUCGUACAACUGUAGUCACAACUACUACCACGACCACGACGUCGCUCCCUCCGAUGCUGAUGAAAGCCCCGCGAAGCCUGAAAGAGAGGGACUCGAAGGAAUACCCUCUUGCUCAUACCCCAGCCCCCGAAUCGAUCCGGAAGUUUGCUUUUGACAUCGAUGGUCUUCAGGCAUGCUUUGAAGAGGCCAACAACAUUGAGGAGAAAGUGCAAGAGCAUAAAUCCCUCCACGAUGACCUUCUCACCUCGAACGGGAAGAUCAGGACAGUAGAAUCGUUCGAGGGUCCCCCUGGAUUCACCACGCCGAGCCGAGCACCACACUCACAUUCCACCACUCUUCACACAGCAAAACGACCAGUAUCGGGUCGAAGGAAACGGUCAUCAUCCCCACCGUCGAUCGCCGAGGCUGCGGAAAUUGCCAGCUACCACCGGCAACGCAACAAGAGACCACGGGCUUUUGGUCACGAUUUGAAAAUGGGAAAUAAUUCACAGAUUGGUUCAACCUUCACACCCGAGGAGAUGGACGAAGGUGUUCCCGCUACCCCAGAUACGGAUGCAGGCAGUUCCGGCUUCUUCAAAAUUCCAGAGGCGAGAAUCGGCCCAAGAAGAGCAAACCUAAGGUCAUCAUCGCAGCAGGGCCAGCGACAACCCAUUCCUGGUCCAUGGCGGCUGCAGCAGUCCUUCCCAGGGCCAUCCAACACAGGGCAAGGAGAAUUGUUUGGUGCAUUACCAACGGGCAGUCAACCUUCGUCCCAUGAAACCACAUAUUGUACUUCUGUGUUGGACGGUCCGGGCAUUUCUGCCACGCCACCUAUUGCCGAGACUGACUUGGAGCCCAUCGGGCCGUUCACCACCAACGACAGUGCUUUCCCACAAGCCGGAAGGCCAACCCCACUAGACACAGUUUCUGCACAAGAUGCCAGCUUACCAAGCCCCAGCUUGUCACCGAUCACCGCAGCUGCUACUCUUGCACAGCAACCUACCAUGGGAGCAUCUUUCCUUGGAGAUGAUGGGGAUGAUGAUUCCAACGAAGUCUCGAGCCUUGACAUAUCUCAGAACUCCAUUGGUAUGCACAGACACGGUCUCUCUCCAAACUCAAGGAGGAUUGAGUUGCCGCAAAUGCAUGGUGGAAUAAGCCCAAAUCCCCAGCUACUAACGCCUACAGUGAUGGACAUUCCGACCAUGCUAGAUUCAUUUGAUGCGAUGCCGGAAAAGAUGAAGACAUAUGUCAUGUAUCAGCUCCUCCGCAGAUGCACAAAGCCCACCCUCCAUUUCGUCGCGGACGUUGUGAACCCAGCAUUGAAGUGUGACUUCAUUGGAUUGCUUCCCCUCGAACUAAGCUUGAAUAUCAUUAAAUACCUAGACGUCAAGAGUAUGUGCAGCGCUGCACAAGUGUCAAGGAGGUGGAGACAUAUCAUCGAUACAGACGAGACGGCUUGGAAAGAACUCUUGGAGAAAGAUGGCUACAGCCUACCCGAUGGUGAGCUAGAGCGUGCAGUAAAAGAGGGAUGGGGGUGGCAGUAUCCACAUUCAUCAGAGAGCUUCGAGCGUGACCUUCGACUUACUACCUAUAACACUAAAUCCGAUAGUGAGAACUCUCCAGGUUCUUCUGGUUCGAGCGUUCUUGGAAAUAAUAUUGACGGCGAGGGAGCAGUGCUAAGAUCGUCGUCGGGACGACCUAAAAGGAAGGCAACUAGCAAGCAUGGAACGUCCAAGAAAUUACGCAAAAAGGGUCCAUCCACGUCCAAAUCCCAAGCACCAUUGUUCGCGAGGGCUGCCGGACUCCAACAUGGACCAAUUGCCAUUGCAGAAGUUGCAGCAGCAGCUAUACCGAGUCCUAAUAUUGGUUUACUAAGCCUGCGGAGCAUGCAUCUUUUCAAAUCCCUAUACCAGAGACAUCACCUCAUCCGAAAGAGCUGGAUGGAAGAGGACACAAGGCCGAAACAUAUCGCGUUCCGCGCCCAUCAACGCCAUGUUGUCACCUGCCUUCAAUUCGACACAGACAAGAUUCUCACCGGAAGUGACGAUACCAAUAUCAAUGUCUACGACACUAAGACAGGAGCUUUGCGCAGUCGUCUCGAGGGCCACGAAGGCGGCGUGUGGGCUCUGCAGUACGAAGGCAAUACUUUGGUGUCUGGGUCGACUGACCGUUCCGUACGCGUGUGGGACAUUGAGCGAGGCAAGUGCACACAAGUCUUCCAAGGCCACACGUCUACAGUCCGCUGUCUUGUGAUCCUCAAGCCUACACAGAUUGGCGAGACGAUUGAUGGGCAACCGAUCAUGAUGCCGAAGGAGCCUCUGAUUAUUACCGGCUCGCGGGAUUCAACCCUACGCGUGUGGAAGCUUCCCCAAGCAGGCGAGAGAAGCAUUAUGCAGGCUGGACCCCCUGCUAAUGACCACGACAAUCCCUACUUCAUCCGGGCCUUAACCGGACAUCACCACUCUGUGCGUGCAAUUGCUGCACAUGGCGACACCCUUGUGAGCGGCAGUUAUGAUUGCACUGUGCGUGUCUGGAAGAUCUCAACGGGAGAUGUUUUGCAUCGACUCCAAGGCCAUUCUCAAAAGGUUUAUAGUGUUGUGUUGGAUCAUGUGCGCAGCCGCUGUAUCAGUGGUUCGAUGGACAACCUAGUCAAAGUCUGGUCCCUCGAAACUGGGCAAUGCCUAUUCAACUUGGAAGGCCACACCUCACUUGUUGGUCUGUUAGACUUGAGCCAUGAACGGCUUGUUUCUGCCGCAGCCGAUUCGACAUUGCGCAUCUGGGAUCCUGAAAACGGUCAGUGCAGGAGCACACUCUGCGCACACACUGGUGCCAUUACCUGCUUCCAACAUGAUGGUCAAAAGGUCAUUUCUGGGUCAGAUCGCACAUUGAAGAUGUGGAAUGUUAAGACAGGCGAAUUUGUAAAAGAUCUAUUGACAGACCUGAGUGGAGUGUGGCAGGUCAAAUUCAACGAACGACGAUGCGUGGCCGCUGUUCAGCGGAACAACAUGACCUACAUCGAGGUCCUGGACUUCGGUGCUGCACGCGACGGCGUUCCUCCUGAUCAGCGAGGACGCCGGAUUGUCGUUAAUUCAAAAGGGCAUGAAACAGAAGACGUGGAGGACAUUAUCGAGGUUGAUCCUGCGUAGUGGUCCACCAGAUCUUUGGAGAAGAUUCACGAUUGCACAUAUUCUGAGUAUGGUUUAAAAGCAAUACCCCUUACACGAUUUCCGAAUAUCUUUACGAUCGAACGGCCUUAGGCGGAUGCCCUGAGUAUUUCAGGAACCAGCAUGACAAGUCACAUGGGUGGCAAAGUUCUGUUUUUUCUCGUUGCUUCCCAGAUGGGGCAGCGGGCCAUUGGCAUUAAUCCUUUACAUAUGACGGUGUAUCAUGCAGUAUAUAUAGGUUGACUAUGGCGUUUUCUGAUAGGGAGGUUUACAUUGCAUGAUUAAGGCGCUUGAUUCCCUACCUGCUUUCAGGUUGCUUCUUGGAGCAGUCUUCGGAUGAAUUUCCAAGCAGGGUUUUUUUCUGUUCCAUGGAUUCAUGGGAUGAUGGAUAGAGCGAACGAAUCAAAA